GUUUCAAAUUGUAUGUGAGUGAGAGAGAACUCGCUUGCUUUCCACAUUCAAAUCGCACAUUCUUCUAGAGAGAGAAAGCAGCUCAGAGAUCUGAGGUGAUUCCAAUCCAGAGAGAGAAAACAAGCAUUCCAUUCUUCACCUAGUUGACACACUCUGUCUCUUUCUAACUACUAUACGCGAAAAUUUGUAAAUAAAUCUCUAUAUAUACAUACAUGCACAUCUACUACACUGUAUGUAUGUUUGAGAAACCCUAGAAGAUAAAGGCUUUUAUGUCGAAUUGAUUCAUGUGUGAGUAAGUUCAGAUCGGAGUGAUGGAGGAUGUAUCCGGCGGCGGUGGUGUCGGAGGAAUGACGGACAUGCCGGAAAUGUUGCAAGGAGGUGAGUACAGCGGCGGCAAUGUACGGCCUCCGAUGGCUGAGACGACGCCGUUGACGGUGUCAGGCUCUUUUAGGGAAGGCGGGGGGAGGGGUUCGGGUAUGACUAGUCGUAGGAGGAGCUCGAGGAGACCGAGCUUAGACACUGAUGACUUUAUAAAUCUGCUCCACGGGUCGGAUCCGGUAAAGCUGGAGCUCAAUCGGUUGGAAAAUGAAGUUAGAGAUAAGGAUAGAGAGUUGAGCGAAGCACAAGCGGAGAUCAAGGCGCUCAAGCUGUCUGAACGCCUAAGAGAGAAAGCUGUUGAAGAGCUAACUGAAGAAUUGUCGAAGGUGGACGAGAAGCUGAAGUUGACAGAAUCUCUUCUAGAUACCAAAACUCUUGAAAUCAAGAAAAUCAAUGAUGAGAAGAAAGCAUCAAUGGCGGCUCAGUUUGCAGCAGAAGCCACUCUUCGGAGGGUUCAUGCUGCUCAAAAAGACGAUGAUAUGCCUCCAAUUGAGGCAAUCCUUGCACCACUAGAAGCUGAACUAAAGCUUGCUCGACAAGAGAUUGCUAAGCUGCAGGAUGACAAUAAAGCAUUAGAUCGAUUGACUAAAUCAAAAGAGGCUGCUCUACUUGAAGCUGAGAGAACUGUGCAGGUUGCCUUGGCAAAGGCUUCAAUGGUGGAUGAUCUUCAGAAUAAGAACCAGGAGUUGAUGAAGCAAAUAGAAAUUUGCCAGGAGGAAAAUAAAAUUUUGGAUAAAAUGCAUCGACAAAAAGUGGCUGAGGUGGAAAAGCUUACUCAAACUGUACGUGAACUUGAAGAGGCUGUUCUUGCUGGUGGUGCCGCUGCAAAUGCUGUGAGGGAUUAUCAGCGCAAAGUUCAAGAGAUGAAUGAGGAGCGCAAAACUCUGGAUCGGGAGCUAGCUCGUGCAAAGGUUACAGCAAAUAGAGUGGCAACAGUAGUAGCUAAUGAAUGGAAAGAUGCUAAUGACAAAGUUAUGCCAGUUAAACAAUGGCUUGAAGAAAGAAGGUUCUUGCAGGGUGAGAUGCAACAACUGCGGGACAAAUUAGCUAUAACAGAGCGUGCGGCAAAGUCUGAAGCACAACUGAAAGAGAAAUUCCAAUUGCGACUGAGAGUACUGGAAGACACUUUGAGAUCACCCAACUCUCUUUCUCUUUCUCGUAGCUCAGCACCCAUGGGCAUGAGCAAUGGUGCUUCGCGUCGUCAGUCCUUAGGUGGAGCGGAUAACUUUUCAAAAUUAUCUCCAAACUUACCCAAAAGAUCACCAUCUUUUCAAAUAAGAUCAUCUGGUUCCAGUUCAAUUUUGAGGCAUGCUAAAGGGACAUCAAAGUCAUUUGAUGGUGGUACACGGACACUUGAUAGGAGUAAACUUAUUUCAAAUGGAACAAGUGGGAGUGGGAGUCCUACUUUUAACCUUGGCCAAACGUGUGAGGGAACUAAGGAUACUGAAAUUCUGCAUGAAAAACCAGCUGCCUCCUUGGAGGAUAGUGUGCCAGGAGUUUUGUAUGAUUUGCUUCAGAAAGAGGUGGUUUCUUUGAGGAAAGCCGGUUAUGAAAAGGAUCAGAGCAUAAAAGACAAGGAUGAUGCCAUUGAGAUGUUAGCGAAGAAAGUAGACACGUUAACCAAGGCUAUGGAGGUUGAGGCGAAAAAGAUGAGAAGAGAGGUGGCUGCAAUGGAGAAGGAAGUAGCUGCUAUGCGUGUUGACAAGGAACAGGACAAUAGGGCAAAACGCUUCACCAACACCUCUCACCUACAUCCCGCCAGGAAUGUGGCACGGAGUGGGUUGACACGGGGUACCCAAUGACAUGAGUAGAUUGGUUCAACCUGUGUUUUUACAAUUUUACCCUUUUUAACAUGAUCCAUUGGUUAUUAUUAUUAUUAUAUAUAUUAUAAAGAUAAAAAAAAACAAGAGGUGUUUUCUUUUCGGUAGAAGAAAUCAGCACACAGAAAAGAAUGGAGUGGAUGGAGCUAACCAGUGUCGGUGUCCGUCAGUGUGGUUAUUGUAUAGGUUUGUAGUGUGGUUUUUGGUUUCUUUUUUGGUCAAUAUUUUGCUGUCUGUCUGACUGUUAUCAGAUGGAGGUUCUAGGUCUUAAUCUUAAUACAUUUAUUUUUCUGAUUACCUAUACUUUACCUUAGUUUCUACUUUGUAGUUUCCACUAUCAGUAUCAGUAUCAAUCAAUGCAUCUAGAGUGAUUUA
Molecule: messenger RNA, 2573 nt
Organism: Lactuca saligna
Lineage: Eukaryota; Viridiplantae; Streptophyta; Magnoliopsida; Asterales; Asteraceae
Source: the annotation of a GenBank genome assembly